AUGGGUGAAGAAAAGAGGAUGAUUUCAAGAAGAUCGGUUUCGCUACCAUCAAUAGACAUAUUCUUAGACGAGAAACCAGGUUGGCCUUUGCUUAAAACAGCCACUUCAAGGACACCACAAGUUCACCAUUGGCACACUCGGAAAGUCUCAGUGGUCAAUUGGGCCAUGAGCUUACCUGAACGGUUUCCGAAUCAUCAGCAGAAUCUUGACUCUGAGACAAGUCUUGUCAAGAAACAACUUCAGAACAUAUUGAAUGAUCACAAAAAAUGGUUCAACUACAAUGUUCUUAAGAUGGCAACAUCAGAUUUCUCUCAAGAGAAUCUGAUUGGGAAAGGAGGAUGCAACGAAGUGUACAGAGGGAUUCUUGAAGAUGGAAAAGGCAUUGCAGUGAAAAUCUUGAAAUCGUCAACUAAAAAAGCUAUGUCAGAUUUUGUUCAUGAAAUCGACAUUAUCUCUUCUUUGAGUCACCGAAACAUCUCACGUUUGCUUGGUGUUUGCGUCCAAGACAAUGACUUAAUUUCCGUUUACAAUCUUUCGUCUAAAGGAAGUUUAGAGGAAACACUUCACGGUAAGCAAAAAGACAAGCAUGUGUUAUCAUGGGAAGAGAGAUUCAAGAUAGCAAUCGGCGUAGCGGAAGCGUUAGAUUAUCUUCAUAACCGAUGCUCAAAGCCAGUGAUUCACAGAGAUGUCAAAACUUCCAACGUUCUUCUCUCAGAUGAGCUCCAACCUCAGCUGUCAGAUUUCGGGCUAUCGAUGUGGGGACCAACAACAUCUUCUCGAUAUUCAAUACAAGGUGACGUAGUGGGCACGUUUGGAUACCUAGCACCGGAGUACUUCAUGUACGGAAAAGUCAGUGAUAAAGUCGACGUUUACGCAUUUGGAGUGGUUCUGCUUGAACUGAUAUCAGGAAGACAUCCAAUUUCACCUGAGAAUCCAAGAGGACAAGAGAGUUUGGUCAUGUGGGCAAAUCCGUUGAUUGAGACCGGGAAUUCAAAAGGGCUGUUGGAUCCAGACGUAACAGAGUUAUUCGACGAGUGUCAGUUUCGGAGAAUGGUUCUUGCUGCUACACAAUGCCUCACAAGAUCAGCCACACAUCGUCCCAAUAUUAGACAAAUACUGAGGCUACUAAGAGGUGAAAACCAAGUCGAGAAAUGGAUUAAGGAAGAAGAAAACGAAGAUUGCUUCGAUGACGAGGUUUAUCCGAAUUCGAGAGCGGAAUUGCACUUGAGCCUCGCGAUGCUUGAGGUGGAAGACGAGGAAUCUUCAUCAGUCAGCAGCCUUGAGAGAAGUAACAACAGUGGUUUUUGUUCUUCUUGUUCAUCUGAGGAGUUUCAGUCUUAG
Molecule: messenger RNA, 1341 nt
Organism: Microthlaspi erraticum
Lineage: Eukaryota; Viridiplantae; Streptophyta; Magnoliopsida; Brassicales; Brassicaceae
Source: the annotation of a GenBank genome assembly